Molecule: messenger RNA, 1362 nt
Organism: Kickxella alabastrina
Lineage: Eukaryota; Fungi; Kickxellomycota; Kickxellomycetes; Kickxellales; Kickxellaceae
Product: Alg9-like mannosyltransferase family-domain-containing protein
Exons: 2
Coding region: 1-1362 (453 amino acids)
Biological process (GO): protein N-linked glycosylation
Cellular component (GO): endoplasmic reticulum membrane
Molecular function (GO): alpha-1,6-mannosyltransferase activity
Source: RefSeq, a predicted model, not a curated record
AUGGACGCGCUGUUCUUCGCAGUCGCCGCAGCGUACGCCGUCGCGGCGCCGUACACGAAAGUCGAGGAGAGCUUCUUCAUGCAGGCCGCGCACGACGCGCUGGCGCCAGGGCUGGCGCUGGCGCAGUGGGAUCACGUGGAGUUCCCAGGCGCCGUGCCGCGGUCGUUCGUCGGGCCGCUGGGCGUGGCGGCGCUCGCGUGGCCGGCGUCGCUCGUGUGCAGCGGCACGGCGCUGCAGGUGGCCGUGCGGCUGGCGCUGGCGCUGGCGGUGACCGUGGCCAACGCGCGGCUGCGGCGCGCGGUCGGGGCGGCGUUCGGCGCGCGCGCGGCGUGGUGGUACGGCGUGCUCAGCGUCGCGCAGUUCCACCUGGCGUUCUGGGCGUCGCGGCUGCUGGCCAACACGCUGGCGCUGGUGCCGAUGCUCCGCAGCGAGCGCCAGCGCCACUUCCGCCGCAUGGCCGUUGCGCUGGCGUUCGCCGCCAUUGUCCUGCGCUUCGACUGCGCGGUGUUCGCCGCCGCCAUGGUCGGCUCGCAGCUGCGCAGCCUGACGCGCCGCACGCUGGCCAUUGUUGCGGCCUGCGCCGCCGGCUUUGUUGCGCUGACGGUGGCCGUCGACUCGGCGCUGUGGCGCGAGCCGUGGAUGUGGCCCGAGGCGCGCGGGUUCUGGUUCAACGUCGUCGAGGGCCGCAGCGCCGAGUGGGGGACGGAUCCGCCGCUGCACUACGUCACCCGGCUGCUGCCGCGGCUGCUGCCUGCCGCGCUGCCGCUGGCCGUUGCUGGCGCAGCGGCUGACCGGCGCAUCGCCCGGCUGGCGGCGCCCAGCGCGCUGGCCGUCGCCGUGUUCUCGGCCAACGCGCACAAGGAGUGGCGCUUCGUGCUGCCGGCCGUGCCCGUGGCCAACGCCUGCGCGGCCGCGGCCGUUGUGCGGCUCGGGGCGCGCCGCCUGGCCGCCGUGCUGUGCGCCGCCAGCGCGGCCAUGGCGCUGGGCAUGGCGUACGUGUCGGCCCACAACUACCCGGGCGGCCACGCGCUGGCGCGGCUGCACGCGCUGGAGCCGGCCGCCCACGCCACCGUGCACAUUGGCACGUACGCGGCCAUGACCGGCGCCACGCGCUUUGGCCAGACGCGGAGCGGCUGGGUCUACGACAAGACCGAGGGCCUGGCGCCCGGCGCCGCCUUCGCCAACUACACGCACCUGCUGACCGCUGCGCCCGCCGCCCACCGCGCGCACGGCUUUGAAGUCAUGGCUGAGCAGCGCGGCUACGCGGGCAUUGGCGUCGACCUCGGCCGCUUCCCGCCGCUGUGGAUCCGGCUGGAGCCGCUGGUGUGGGUCAUGCGCAACACGCACCAGCCAGGAUGUUAG